CAACGUUGGGACGAUGUGCGCAGUCAGGGGUGUCCAUCAAUAAGGCAUGCCUGGUGGACCUGGAACUUGCAGCUGCUGCUCUUUGGCUUGUCAGUCCACGCUGGUCCAGCAGUUCAGAUCAUAGAAGAACAAGGCUCAAAAGGACAUCUUGACCUCACAGAGCUAAUAGGAGUUCCUCUUCCUCCUUCUGUCUACUUUGUCACUGGCUAUGGAGGGUUUCCAGCUUACAGCCUUGGUCCAGAUGCUAACAUCGGUCGAUUGACAAGUGCUGUAAUACCCUCGGCUUUCUACAAAGAUUUUGCUAUUGUAGCUACAGUGAAACCAAACAGUGAUUAUGGAGGAGUGCUAUUUGCAAUAACAGAUGCCUUCCAGAAAACUAUUUACCUGGGAAUGAGACUUUCAUCAGUUGAUGACAGCACACAGAGAAUAAUUAUGUACUACACAGAGCCUGGUUCCCAUGUCUCUCGAGAGGCUGCUUCAUUUAAAGUGCCAGUAAUGACUAACAGGUGGAACAGGUUUACAGUGACUAUUCAGGGAAAUGUUGUGGCUUUGUUCAUGGACUGUGAAGAAUAUCAGAGAGUUCAGUUUCAAAGGUCAGCUCAAGCCUUGGUAUUUGAAUCUGGCUCUGGGAUAUUUAUUGGCAAUGCAGGAGCUACAGGACUGGAGAAGUUCACAGGCUCAAUUCAACGUCUGACAAUCAAAUCUGACUCAAGGGCUACUGAAGAUCAUUGUGAAGACAAUGACCCUUAUGCUUCAGGAGACAUCAGUGGCAAUGGCAGCAUUCAAGAACAGGAAGGUAUUUCCGAAACACAAGAAGUCCUUGUGCCUUCUCAUCUUCCCAUAAGGCCUGAAGAUAUGCUGACUGAGCCAGUGGAAGCCCCCCCAACUAUGUUGUCUUAUUUGGAAGAAAACAGUUUCUCUGGAAAUCACAGAUCAGAAGAAACCUCUGAAGCAGGUUCAGCUGUCAUGGAAACUGGGCAAAACAACACUGAGUCUACCACUGCGACACAGAAAAUCUUAAGAGAAGAAGAUGGCUCUGAUGCUAGUAUUUUGCCAGGAGUAAGCAGAGACGAGGGUGAUCCUGAUGAGGGAUUGCCAAGACCCACUGGACUAGCAGGACCCACAGGACCAUCUGCUCCUUCCAGAAGAUUAACACAGCCCACCAGUGAUAGCAGUGGAAGCCCUGUGGUGGACUUUGAAACAAAACUAACUGUCACACAGAGUAUUGUCAGUAUUCAGGAAGAUAAUUUGCAAUAUAUUCCAGUGACCAAAAUAGAUUAUAUACUCUCCUCAUCAAGGAGUGAGGACUGGAACAUGAAGAAUCGGGUUCUGAAGACAUUGAUGGAGAGGACUGAGAUUUUAAGAGGUCUUCCUGGGCCACCAGGCCCUCCAGGACUGCCUGGUCUUCUGGGAAAGCCAGCACCUGAUUCAGGUGUAGGACCUCCUGGGUCACCAGGGGAAGACGGAGCUUCUGGUGAACAUGGCCCUGAAGGUCCUCAAGGUCCUCCUGGUCUUGAUGGAGUGGUUGGCCCACAGGGACGGAAAGGAGAAAAGGGUGAUCAAGGUCUUCCUGGUCCUGUUGGCCCAAAGGGCAAUACUGGAAUCACUGGAUCAAGAGGCCCCAAAGGAGAAGCUGGUGCUGUUGGGUCACCUGGGAAACCUGGACCAGCAGGACCUCCUGGCCCCUCUGGGUCCCCUGGCCCCCCUGGACCUCCUGGACGCCCAGGACUGAGCUACAGUUCAGGAUUUGAGGAUGUGGAAGGAUCGGGUAGCUUUGGCCUGUUAAGUGAGUCCAGAAUUCCAGGAUCAAGAGGGCCAAAGGGUCCCAAAGGGGAGAAGGGUGACCCAGGACCUCAGGGUGAACCAGGAAAAGAUGGGAACAGUAUUGUGGGACCACCUGGACCACCAGGACCACCAGGACCACCAGGACCAAUCAUAGCAAUAUCUGAGCUACUACUCAAUGAUUGCAGAGGGAAUUUUAACUCUACUGCAGUUAAAGGACUGCUUGGGCCUCCAGGCCCUCGAGGACCAAAGGGUGACACUGGUUUACCUGGAUCACAAGGCCCCAAAGGACAACAGGGUGAGAAGGGAGAACCAGGAGCUUUCAUUGCUGCUGAUGGAUCCUUAACUGAAUUGUUAGGAAGAAAAGGAGAGAAGGGUGAAUCUGGAGUGGUGGGACCAGUGGGACCAAUGGGACCAAUAGGACCUACUGGACCUAAAGGAGAACUUGGUUUCCCAGGACGUCCAGGCCGCCCAGGACUGAAUGGAUUGAGAGGUGUGAAAGGUGAUCGAGGAGAAGCAACUAAUGGCCUUCCUGGCUUGCCUGGACCCCCAGGGCCCCCUGGACCUCCAGGACGUAUAGUUUAUAUCAAAGGAACAGUUUUCCCACUUCCUCCCAGACCCCAUUGCAAAAUGCCAGCAAGCUCACCUUACCAUGGGAAUCAAGAAGCUCCUGAAGUCCAUGAUGCUAAAGCAAACAGAGAUUCCUGGAGGCUGCAAAGUUCAGCAAACUUAAAAGGAGAAAAGGGAGACAGAGGUGCUCCAGGACCACCAGGUCCACCUCUGCCUCCAUCACAUUUCAGCCAAUUUAUUAACAGCAUAAAGGGUGAAAAAGGAGACAGUGGAGUCACAGGUGUGAAAGGAGAAAAAGGAGAACCAAAUAGAGGUUUUUUUCUGUCAGGACCUCCUGGACCGCCUGGAAGACCAGGAUUAGUUGGACCAAAAGGAGAUUCAGUUGUUGGACGAGGACCUCCAGGUUUACCUGGCCCUGGCUUACCAGGUUAUGGAAAAAUUGGACCUCCUGGACCACCUGGACCACCAGGCCCACCAGGACCCCCUGCAAUAUAUGGCUCAGCACCUGCAAUGCCUGGGUCACCAGGUCUCCUGGAGAGCCAGGGUUCCUGCAAGCAGGAAUCUGGUAAGACAUGCCAAAUAAGGAAGCAUGACAUUGACACCUUCCUUCAUAUCUUUUGGUGGCCAUCGGUAGCUCUGAGAAAUGAAGGAAAGCUUCGUCCUGUGUUUUUAUUUAUUAGAAUGAAUGACUUUGUGAGUAUUUCACUGUUGGAAGAAGCCUUGACAUUUAUGUGUUCAAUAAGACUUCAAUUUAACAAUUUAAUUACAAAAUGUUCUGUGUGUCUGAUGGAAUAUGCUGCAUUUUCCUACUUGACAGGUUACAACAUUCCAAACACAUUGAGGGUAUGUGGAAAAGUUCAUUACGUAGCAGAAGGUACACUAAUCUAUCUCAGUGAAACCAGUGAGGUUUUUGUCCGUGUUCGAAAUGGAUGGAGAAAAUUGCAGCUUGGUGAGCUAAUUCCUAUUCCUGCUGGACAGCCUCCUCCUCCAGCUAUAUCGAGCCAUGUAAGUACAAAGGAUUUUCAGCCUCUUCCAGCACUGAGUCCAACAUCAAAUGUGAACAAUGGAAAACCAGCACUGCAUCUGGUGGCUUUAAACUUGCCAUUUUCUGGUGACAUGCGAGCAGAUUUUCAGUGUUUUCAACAGGCUCAGUUAGCAGGUUUGAAGUCUACCUAUAGAGCCUUCCUCUCAUCACAUUUGCAAGAUCUGGCCACAGUUGAGAAAACAGACCGAUACCAUUUACCAAUAGUCAAUCUUAAGGUAAAAAUGAAUGCUUAGGGAGAAACACUUUUCCAUAACUGGGAAUCUAUUAAUGGAAAUGGUGGACAAUUCAACAUUCAUGCUCCAAUUUACUCCUUCAAUGGGAGGAACGUCAUGACUGAUCCAUCUGGUGAGCCUCAAAAAGUAAUAUGGCAUGGUUCAACAGCAAAUGGGAUCCGACUGGUUAGCAACUACUGUGAAGCCUGGCACACAGCUGAUAUGGGAGCUAUGGGACAAGCGUCACCACUGAAGACAGGAAAACUUCUUGAUCAGAAAGUAUAUAGCUGUAGUAAUCAGUUUAUUGUUCUCUGUAUUGAAAACAGUUUUGUGUCUGAUCCCCAAGGAAAAUAAUUAGCCUGUUACACACAGAGGAAUUCCAUCUUAUGACAGAGAAAGCUGACACUGAAAUUUCAUUUGUAGAAAUGUAAAUUUUUUAAUAUUUGUAAUUGCACAUGCCAGGAAAAAAUAGCAAAGAAAACAUACCUCAACACAAACCACGU
Messenger RNA from Cuculus canorus (common cuckoo), 4112 nucleotides. Its product is annotated as collagen alpha-1(XV) chain. NCBI's taxonomy places the organism in Eukaryota, Metazoa, Chordata, Aves, Cuculiformes, Cuculidae. The record is from RefSeq and is a predicted model, not a curated record.